AUGGACUCCGGCGAGGCUGAAGAGUUUGACUCUUCGAUAAAUGACCGCCUCUGCGAUGUGUGCUGGGAGAAUAUUGUUCUCGAUGAUAGCGGCGAGGAGUUUUACGAGGGCACGAGCUGCAACGAUGAGCCUACCCUCCGACAUUCAGGGGAGGGAGACGAUGGAAUAUUCUUGGAGCCCAUUCGCUUUUGGCGAGACACAUUGCCCGACUUGCCCAUGAUGGCUGAAUCUUCUGCUGCUGGGUGCCGAUAUAGGUAUGAGAUCUUCGACACAGAUCCCGGCUGGGCUUUGUGGAGAUGCGAGGUCUACGCGGUCGAACCAGCGAUCCACGGUUUGGACAAGCGCAUUGGAGCUCUUUAUUUUGACAUUGAGUCUAGCAACAGUGCGGUGCACCGGAAAACCGCUCCCGAACCAUUGGACCCGGCCAGUGUUGAAUGGCUCCAGUUACAGCUCCGGGGAUGCAACGAUGAUUGCGACCAUGGAAAGCCAGAAUCGCCAUUCUUGCCCACCAGACUGAUCCAUGUGGGUCAGAAUGAGGACGACCUCCCUCGACUCGUCAUCGUUGAAAACAUGCUCAACUCAUGUACGAUCAAUGGUCUGGAGUAUGCGGCACUGACUUAUUGCUGGGGAUCCAAAGAAGAAGCUCUCAAGCAGGCCAAAACUAUAAAAGACACGAUUUCGACCCACUGCCAAGGGGUGCCGCUUAGCUCCUUGAGUCCUGUCGUACGGGACACCAUCAAGGUUUGCAGGGCGCUCGGUAUCUUGUACCUGUGGGUUGAUACUUUCUGUAUCAUUCAAGGAGACAAUGUAGACUGGGACCGAGAGAGUCGGAUGAUGGGCCAGAUCUAUUCCUCUUGCUACGUGACCAUCUGUCCUCUCUCUUCACGGUCUUGUCUCCAAGGCUAUCUCGGACCACGACCGCAGGGCCUUGAAGUUGAAUUUCAAUCAUCGCGCCAUGAGUAUAUUAGGGAGACCUACAGACUUGUCUUUUCUUCCAUAGACAUCGACGCAGACCCACGGUGGGCGGUUGAUAGAAGGCCAGCACAAAGAAAAGAUCUCGACAAAUCCUCUUGGAAUAAGAGGGGCUGGACUUUCCAGGAGAGUAUUCUUUCACCUCACAUGAUCUGUUUCGGGCCCAACAUGAGCCAUUUUGUCUGCGAGAACCUAAUAAAAUCCGAGAACGGAUAUAUUGACCGCAAGGUGGAGCAUGGCAAACUGCAAGUCAUAAUACGGAGAGCUCUUGGAAGACCUUAUAACGAGUCGGAUCGCUCAGUGAAUAGCAUGGCAAGUGUGUACGAGCACUGGGAUUCUGUGCGCGUGAUCCAGAGAAGGGUUUGGACAUAUCGCGAAGACAUCUUCCCCGGGCUUGCUGGUAUCGCUCAGGCAUUUGCAGCAAUUACUGGCGACACGUAUCUCGCAGGCUUGUGGGAACAUUGCCUACACCAUGAGCUGAUUUGGUACAUGCCACGACCGCCAGUCGGUGACUUGGCCUCCCUUUUGCACAGCUUGCAGCACGCGGAUCCGUAUAUCGCGCCAUCAUGGAGCUGGGCUUCGCAGACAACGUACCAAGAGGACGUGGUUGGGUGGCAGCAACGUCUUCGGGGCUCUUACUAG
Molecule: messenger RNA, 1614 nt
Organism: Colletotrichum phormii
Lineage: Eukaryota; Fungi; Ascomycota; Sordariomycetes; Glomerellales; Glomerellaceae
Product: heterokaryon incompatibility protein-domain-containing protein
Exons: 4
Coding region: 1-1614 (537 amino acids)
Source: RefSeq, a predicted model, not a curated record